Molecule: messenger RNA, 1041 nt
Organism: Myotis brandtii (Brandt's bat)
Lineage: Eukaryota; Metazoa; Chordata; Mammalia; Chiroptera; Vespertilionidae
Gene: EFNA4
Product: ephrin-A4
Exons: 5
Coding region: 1-705 (234 amino acids)
Biological process (GO): axon guidance; ephrin receptor signaling pathway
Cellular component (GO): plasma membrane
Molecular function (GO): ephrin receptor binding
Source: RefSeq, a predicted model, not a curated record
AUGGGUGAGGUGGCUGGACAGGCUUCGGUCCGAGCCCCCAACGCUGAGGUUUCUGGCUCCUUCACUCAGUUCACAAAUAUCUACCGAGCGCCGUCCUUGUGCAGGACACUUCUCCAGGCACUCAGGACCCGGCUGCUUCGAGGAGACGCUGUGGUGGAGCUGGGCCUCAACGACUACCUGGACAUCUUCUGCCCGCACUAUGAGGGCCCGGGGCCCCCCGAGGGCCCUGAGACGUUUGCUUUGUACAUGGUGGACUGGUCGGGCUAUGAGGCCUGCCAGGCACAAGGGCCAGGCGCCUUCAAGCGCUGGGAGUGCUCCCUCCCCUUCGCUCCCUUUGGCCCUGUUAAAUUCUCGGAGAAGAUUCAGCGCUUCACACCCUUCUCCCUUGGCUUCGAAUUUUUGCCUGGAGAGACCUACUACUACAUCUCGGUGCCGACGCCCGGGAGUUCUGGCCAGUGUUUGAGGCUCCAGGUGUCUGUCUGCUGCAAGGAGAGCAGAGCCAGAGCCCCCCCAAGACGCCCUGGAGGAGGAGCCCCUGCCGCCUGCGCUAGGAACGCCACGCCCGACAGACAAGGUGGAGGCGUGAGGAGGGAAGCCAGAGGGUCCGAGGUGACCCCUGAGGUGCUGGCCCCCUCGUCCCAGGCUGAAGAGGAGCCACGGGGGAGCUGCCGGCCGCCUUGGGCAUCUGGAGCCAAGGCCAGCUAAGCCCAGGUCUCCUCAGCUGCUUUGAGGGCCUUUUCAUCUCCCAGGAAGACUGGAAUUUGGUGGAUUGAAGCCUUGGGCCUGCUGGGGGCCAAGACGAAGAGCUGGGGCAGGCGGACUGAAGGACCAGGGCAAGGAAGCCGCCCAGACCUGCCAUCUGUGCCCAGUGCCCUGUGGACCCUGCCCGAGGGCAGCGCCUUUCCCUUCCAGGGGGCCACUCACUCGUCUUCCGUGAAGACAGACUUGCCACGAGGCUGAAUUUCGUACCAGUUUGUAUUUUUAUAAGUUUCUGGACCAAACCCUCAAUAAACCACCCAUCUUUUUUGUUGCUCCCCUCAA